UAGAACCUCGCGCCUUUAUAAAGAAGAUAAAUUUGGACUGAUAUCUAUAUAGAAAUACAGAAUAGUGGAGCGCUCGACUCGUUUUUCUUCAUCAGCCGACUUUCAAAUGGAACUCUACUGUCACACAAGAGCUGCUUUCUCUCUCCCCCGACUCCCCCUCUAUCCAAUCCCUCGCUCCCACCCAUCCUUCUCUUCAUCCAAAACCCUAUCUUUUCACUCCAAACCAGGUUUGCAUUGGUCAAGAGCCACGGCCUCUGAAGAGACCUCGACCAUCGUGUCGCAGAAGUUCGGCGAUGCUUUGGAGCCGAAGAAGGCUCCGGUAACUGAGGAUUUCUCACUUGUAGAGACUCCGAAUGAUGGGGAGCUAAGCGAGGCUGAAUAUUUACUUAGCAAGCUUGGUUCCAAGUUGGAGUUAGAUGACACUUACUACAUCCUGUUUUACGGAGCUGGUGCUUUGCUUGCUCUGUGGAUUUCAUCAGCUGUUGUCAGCGCAAUUGAUACUCUUCCUCUGUUUCCAAAAGUGCUGGAAUUGGUUGGCCUGGGCUAUACAAUCUGGUUCAGUUACCGUUAUCUCAUUUUCAAGAAAAACAGGGAGGAAUUGUUUUCAAAGAUUGAAAAACUGAAGGAGGAGAUAUAAUUUGGACAAUCUGAGUAACAAUUUCUUUAUGUGAUUCCUCAGCUGCAUUUGGUUUUUCAUUCAAAGUUCUAUAUGUUAUAUUGUAGUGUUUUGUUUUAGAAGCUGUUAGAGACUAUUUUUGGGUGCUAUAUAUUUUUCUUCAUAGGACAAAUUGUGAUUUAGCUUUUUCUUUAUGAGAAUUUACAUGCAUGCCUCUUAAAUUCUUAUAUA
Phalaenopsis equestris is the source of this 847-nucleotide messenger RNA. Its product is annotated as protein CURVATURE THYLAKOID 1D, chloroplastic-like. The transcript is spliced from 5 exons. Lineage: Eukaryota; Viridiplantae; Streptophyta; Magnoliopsida; Asparagales; Orchidaceae. The record is from RefSeq and is a predicted model, not a curated record. Bases 107 to 637 code for a protein of 176 amino acids. Gene Ontology annotation, cellular component: chloroplast thylakoid membrane; thylakoid.